Molecule: messenger RNA, 4822 nt
Organism: Argiope bruennichi
Lineage: Eukaryota; Metazoa; Arthropoda; Arachnida; Araneae; Araneidae
Product: protein phosphatase 1 regulatory subunit 16A-like
Exons: 12
Coding region: 1097-2878 (593 amino acids)
Cellular component (GO): cytoplasm
Molecular function (GO): enzyme inhibitor activity; protein binding; phosphatase regulator activity
Source: RefSeq, a predicted model, not a curated record
AGUUCGGUGUGCGUGGUUGACCGUUGGUUUUCGUUACUAUGAUUGGAUAUGGAAUAGAAUAUCAGUUGAUAAUGGCAUGAUUAAUUUUAUUUAAUGGAUUACAUUUUGUUAGGCUCUGUAACCUGUCUCAAUAAAUUCAACAUAUCACUUUACUAUAGAAACAAGUUACUUCCCGGGCUAUAAGAGAGGUGUCAUUUUGAAUUUAAAGGGCUUCAAGAAAGGAGCUUGAAUUUAAAGAACUUCACCAUUCACCCUGCUUAUGAUGAUGAAACGUCCGACGUGGGUGCUACAGUGCGCUGUUCUCCGUCCUCCGUUGCCUUGGUAACCAGUCGCUGGAUGUUGCGGUGAGAUCUUUCUUCCGACGACCCCCUUACAGUAUUCCGUCCGAACCAUUCCAUCCGCUGAUCGCCUAGCUGCCAAGCCGCUUCUGAAGUUCGGUCUUCUUGAAGUUUGUUAUCCGAUUGUUGGACUCGAAAAAAAUUUUGUUUGAGUUGACUUCUUUCAUUGUUUUUUGCCACCUCUGGUUUGGAGAAAGAAAAUAUUUUUCUUCUUUGAAUAUCAAUGUGAAAGCUUAUGUUUCUCUUCUUGAAUGUUUUAAGGCAGUUGAAAUAUAUUGCUGUUUUGUUUUCAAGGCGCGCUACUAGGUUUUAACUAUUUCUAUAUUUUUUCCUCUGUAGUUCCUUUUCUUUUAUCAAUUUUAAAUUUUUUCCCCCUUCUCAACCAUUUAAUUUUUGGCAAAAUUCACGAAUUAACCACGUGAUAUUGUAACUUCCGUCCAACCUACAUUCCAUUGCCAUGACAGAUUUUGCUCGGCAACCUCAAUCAUUCCAUAUAACUACUACAAGGUCCCGAAUAUCUUGUAUGUGAACGAUAUUUCCUAUGCGAGUUUUGAACUUUUUAUAAAAGAUUCUUCGCUCCAGUUAAAAAUAUAAAAUUAUCAACUUGAAAUUCUGUUUAUUCUUAAUUUACUUGCACUUCGUCUUUAAAUGAGUUAUUCAAGAAUGGACCCUGAACUUUUAAUUGUGUAAAAAAAAAAAAAAAAAGUUUUUAUUUUCCUCUUUUUUUUUGUUUUGGACUUUUUGGUUUCUCAUCGAUCAUGGCUGAUCACUCAGAACUGAUCAGUGAGUUGCAGCAAAUUGACAAAAUGACGACCCAAGAAAGACUGAAAUUGGCAAAGCGGAGACGCAUGCAACAACUCAAAAAGUGGAGUCAACGAGAAAAGGAGUACAACAGUAAUAAGAGGAAGAAAGAAAUAGUGGCGAAAAAAGGAAAAAGAAAGGACUACAAAGUUCAUUUUGUUCCUAGUGUUAUGCUUCUGGAAGCAGCAGCCCGGAACGAUAUAGAAGAAGUGAGGAGACUUUUAAUGCUCCAGGUUUCUCCUGAUUCUACAAAUGAAGAUGGUUUAACAGCUCUGCAUCAGUGCUGUAUUGAUGAUAGUGAAGAAAUGAUGAAAUUACUUAUCGAAUUCGGAGCAAAUGUUAAUGCCAAAGAUAGUGAACAGUGGACACCCUUCCACGCUGCUGCUACUUGUGGGCACUUACAUAUCGUUAAAUACCUAAUUUCGAAAGGAGCAGAUUUGUUAGCAGUCAAUGCCGAUGGAAACAUGCCAUAUGAUAUUUGUGAUGAUGAUGCCACUUUAGAUUAUAUAGAAAAUGAAAUGGCCAAAAGAGGUAUCACUCAAGAAAUGAUCGAUCAAACUCGAGCUGCAACGGAAAUCCGGAUGUUGAAUGAUUUGAAAAAAUUAGUAGAACAAGGCGGAAGCUUAGAUUUUGUUGAUGAGAAUGGUGCUAGUCCUCUACAUAUAGCUGCAGCAAAUGGCUAUUUAUCUGUGUUAGAAUUUCUUCUGAGCCACCAUGUUACUGUAGAUGUACACGAUGAUGAUCAGUGGCAGCCCAUACAUGCAGCUGCUUGUUGGGGCCAUCCUGAUGCCAUUGAAAUGCUGGUUCAAGCUGGUGCCGAUAUUAAUGCAAAAACAAAAAAUGGAGAAACUCCAUAUGAAAUUUCUGAAGAUAUUGAAGUUAGGGAACGAAUAAUGCAGUUAAAAUUUGAAAUGGAAACUAGAAAAGGUUCACAAAGCAACCGAUUACGGCGAUCACAUAGUCAGAAUACUCGAAGCCAAUCCAUUCGAAGAACGAGUAUUAGAGAAAAAGUUCAAAUCUCACGCAGAGAAGCUAGAGAAGAGGCUCGUCUGAGGCAAGAAAAGGAUGGUACCAAUUUGUUAGAUGAUGAAGAAUUAAAAAGUUCCUUGGAUUCCCAAGAAAAGGAAACCAAUAUAGACUCCGACGUGGAUCUGAAAGAUGUUGAUCUCACAUUUCUUCCCCUUGGGGGUAAAGACACUCUCCAGAGAUUCCGAGGCAAGACUGCUAGCGAAGCUCUGGAGAUGGGAGAUUCUACCAAGAGAUCCACAUCCAUAUUCAACAGCAUGUGUGAUAAUAAAGAAAGUGUGCCAAAUGAGAAUCCAGAAAAGGACACUGCUGGGGAGACCCCACCCGAGAUUCUUCCAAAUGGAAAUAAUGUUAAUUCCACUGAGAAGUCACCUCAAACCAAAGUGACAGAGACUACUUCCAUCAUACAGCAGAAACCUGGGCAGUCAGUUAAUGUGGAGAUACAUGUAACUGUCAACACUAGUCCCACGUAUGGGUCUAGCCUGGCAGAUUUGAAGAAGCAGAGAUGCGAUCAACGUAGCAGUAUUACUUCGAACAGUUCUGUUCAAGAUACCAAUGGUAAAUCUUUGCUGCAAAAUGGGUUUCUUGAGGGGAAUGCUUAUGAUAAUAAUAUUCCUCCUUCACCAAGUGUGUUACCCAGAAAAUUUGCUGGAGAUCCAUUGGAAGUUGUUGGAGAACCAAAAAAGAAGAAAGGCUGUUGCAACUUAAUGUGAACAUUAAAGACACAUUGAUGUUUCUUUCCUUGAAAUGCAUUCCAUUUUUAUAUAUAUAAAUAAAUAUAUAUAUAUAUAUAUAGACUUUAUAUUAAUUAUGUGAUGUUGAUGAAUUAAGAUUUGAGGAUUUUGUCAUAAAAAAGGUGAAUGCAUUUUUUUGCUUUUGAUUCAUUAACUGCUUUCAUGUUUUUGACUACAAAGUGAUAUUUUUCUAUUCCGAAAAUAAAUUUAAAAUGUCUUUCUUUCUUUUUUUCAAUGUACUUUCUUUUUUAAAUUAAUUGUUAUUGUUUACCCAUAAACAAAAAAAAUAUUGAGACGUUAAAUCAGAUUUUUUUUUUUUUUUAGUUUAUUCGCUUGAUUCAUUAAAUGUAAAUAAUUUUUGAUAUAUUAUUUUUAAGUGUAUAGUAUACACUUUUGUUUAUUUGAAAUUAAUUUUUUUAUUAUAUUUAAUAGAGAUUUUCACUGCGCUUUUUUCAAGAGUGGAUAUUUUAUGAUCAAAAUGUGUAAUAGAAUAUUAGAUAAGAAGGGUUUAUGUAUUUGUGGUCCAUACAAUUUACUGAUUUAAAAACAUGAAUUAUAAACAAUUUUAGCACAUCAAACGCAUUUAUAACUUGUUAGAAUAUAUUAAAUAGAAAUAUUUUUGAAAUAUGUAAGCAAGAGAACAUGAAUUUAAAUACAUGAAAUGCUUUUAUGAUAUGGCAUGUAAUUGCUGGUGUUUGUUAUUUGCAAUGAAUUAUAAACUUUAUAAAGAUUGGAAUAAAAACAUAUUUGUAGUUUUAAAAGGUUUCUCUUUUGGAUAUUGCAUCAUAUACUUAUGUAUAGAAACUAAAAUACAUUGUUAGAAUUUUUGUGGUAUUGUUAGGAAUUAAUCAUAGUUUGUGUAUCUGAAGUACUUUUAACAUUUUAUGUAAUUAAAAAUAUUUAUAAGAAAAUAAAAAUAUUAUUGAAUUGUAAAAUCAUAAUGUGUGUAUCUAAAAUUCUUUUAAUAUUUCGUAUAAUUAAAAAUAUUUAUAAGAAAAUAAGAAAAAUGUCAUGGAAUUGUAUAAGCCAAGAUUCUUAACCACAUUUAAUAUAGGAUUUUUUACAACUAUAAACAAGAUCAAAUUAAAUAUAAUUUUCUGAAAUUUAGGAAGGUAAAAUUUGGUUUCUAAUGAAUAAAUUUUUCCCUUGAAUUUUAUUAUUGUUUCCAAAUUUUUUAAAAAAAAUGUUGAUUCCAUCUGUAAUUAAGUGGUGUGUCUUGAAUUUAAAUAAACUCAUUCUGCUUAUAUCACUUUUGUUAAUAUUUUGUGUUAUAAAAUAUAUUUUUAAAUCAUUAAUAUUAAUAUAGAAGGAUAAAUAAUUGAAAACAUUUUUAGAACUUUUAAAUCAUAGAUUUUGUAUAGUUUCAUAAAUGUAUAUGUAUUUGGAGAAUAUAACUUUAAACAGUGUUGUUAUUCAUUAAAAUAUAUCAUAUAUGCCUAUAAUAUAUUAUUACUACCAAAAUUUUUAGAAAUUUAUGAAAUGAAAACUGCAUUUUAAAUAGUUCAUGGAAUCUUGUUCUACCUACUGUUAAAGUAUCCUCAUAUUUAUAAAGCAUUCAUGUAUUAAUUAAAUUUUGUGCAAUGACUAUUUGCAUGAAAGUUCUUCAUCAUAUAUUGUUUCUAACUAUACUUAUACUUGCAUGUUGUUAAGUAUUAUUGAUAGUUUUUCCUUGUCUUUUAUCAUUUAGAAGUUCUUAUAAAUCAAUAUUUAAAUACAAAAACAUUUGUAUCUAAAUUUCUAUUAAAUGCUUUUCAAAUGUUAAAGAUGUAUCUAAUGUAAAUUUUAUAUAAAAAGGGCUGAGAUGCUCUGAGAAAUAUAUGUUUAUGUUUGUUGAGAUAACUCUGGUCAUGAAGCUUGUUGUAAACGUAACUGCCUGUGAGCAAGAUAUUUUUCUGCUAAUAAAUGUUACCCUUUUAAACAAGA